CUUGAGAGAAGAGAUACCACAAGCAAGAGAGAGAGAGAGCAUCCUCUGGACUCUGGGAUCAUGAAAGGCUUGAAGAUGUGUCUUCUGGUGGCCCUUUUCCUAGGGAUAUUCCUUCAGCACAGCCACUCAGCUCGAGCACCAAAUCUAGGACAGGAUUGCUGCAAUACCUACACAAAAGGAGCCAUUCCCUUCUCUAAGAUAGUGACUUGGUCCAAGACCUCAGCAGCUUGUCGCAAGGAGGCCAUUGUGUUUGUUACUGUUCUAAACAAAUCUAUCUGCGCAAACCCCCAGGAAAAGUGGGUGAAGAGGGCAAUCAAGUUAUUAAGCAGAGACAAUCAGAAGGCUGCCUUCAAUCCUGAAGUUAACUCAGAUCCACAGAAUUUGACUUCAUUAAGCUCAACUCCACUCAACCCCCAAACACCAUUCAAUAACUCAACUCAACUCACCUCAAGAACCCAACUCAACCUUUCUCAGCAAACCAAUUCAACUCAACAUCUCAACUCAACGUCUCCACGCAAUACCUCUAUUCAUCUCAAAAACUAA
Dromiciops gliroides (monito del monte) is the source of this 543-nucleotide messenger RNA. RefSeq names its product C-C motif chemokine ligand 17 (gene CCL17). Bases 61 to 543 code for a protein of 160 amino acids. The transcript has 3 exons. Gene Ontology annotation, cellular component: extracellular region. Gene Ontology annotation, molecular function: chemokine activity; CCR chemokine receptor binding. Lineage: Eukaryota; Metazoa; Chordata; Mammalia; Microbiotheria; Microbiotheriidae. Gene Ontology annotation, biological process: lymphocyte chemotaxis; cellular response to tumor necrosis factor; cellular response to interleukin-1. The record is from RefSeq and is a predicted model, not a curated record.